UAUUCUUCAUUGCAGUAGGAUGCCGCUCUUCAAGAAGAAGAAAGACAAAAAAGACCCGAAGAAAGAACGUGAAGGUUCUGUGCAUGCCGAUGACAGGCCAUCCGGUGCUCUAGGAACAGCAGACAGCGCGAGCCACGACGAUAUCCGACUUGCAGACGCCCGCUUGCGCACAGGAACCGAAGUGGCUAGUCCUAGACCGUCAUUUCUUCCAUCGCAAAAUGUUGUUCGCUCGAAUACUUCGGUUGGGCCGCGGCCCACGAAGCCAACUGAGCCAAGAUUAAGGCCUGGCUUUCCUCUAGUGAGUACAGUAGAGAGUAAUGAAGUGUCAGACGUGAGUGCUGGACGCCCGCUAAGUCUGAAUUUGAGCAAUCCACCGAAGAAAGGUCCUAUAAUUCGAGAAAAGCAGAAUGGAAUCGAAAACAGCGAAGCUAGAUUUUCCGUCGUUGAGGACGAAGGUCAGAAUGGAUCUGAGGAGGACAAACUGAGGGAGGCUCUUAGGGAGGUGACUGGAUGCGAGAAAGCUUUCCGGUGGCAAGAAACGUCAUUGUUGCUUCCACCUGUUGUGCCCGCACCGGCCGCUAAGCCACGGACGCUCAACUUGCAGAGAAGAGAGCAAGGAGAUUUUGGAUUUACUCUAAGACAGCCAGCUGGAGAUUCUAGAGCAGCAGCUAAAGGUCAUCAUGGAGUUCACAUGCUUGAGCCUAAGGAUGGUGCUCACACUGGGGUUGUUCAUGGUGAUCAUCUUUUGGCUGUUAAUGAUUACAAGGUUGAUGGUGUCGGGCAUAACAGAGUAGUUGAGUUGAUACGAAGCUCUGGAGAGACACUAAAGUUGGUAGUUGCAUCGGCACCGGAGCUGGCUGAAGUGAGCAAGCAUGGUGGCUUGGAUGUCACUUCCUCAUUUAAACAGGAAGCCGGAAAGACAGUGUUGGAAGUCAGGGCUGGAACACUACGACGAACGCCAGCUGAUAGAGUGAAGGCAAGAAAUGCUGACAGACUACCAUCAAUUUCACCUCAGAAGGAGUCAGACAGAGUAUGGUUAGUUCACAGCAAUGGAUUCUCAGCUGCUACUCUUGUAAAGGAUCGCAGAGGGAUAGCAAGGUUGCCAUCAGAUGAUGUAACUUUUGGUACAGAAAUGAGAGAUGAGAGAUGUAGCAUCAAGUUGAACUCUACUGGAGAGGUUAGGGAGGUGGAUGCUGGAGACAUAGAAAAGGGUAAUCCCUCAUCAUUUGAUCGUGUGGAAGAUCUGGCAUCACUUCGAUACUUGAAUGAGUCCAGCAUUUUGCACACAUUGCGACAACGUCUGGGCAACAGCUUAAUCCACACAUAUGCCGGUUCACAUUUGAUCAUCAUGAAUCCAGUGCGCUCGUUGCCCAUAUACUCAGACAAGGUUGCUCUUGUGUUUCAAGGCUGUCGACGUGAGGACAUGCCUCCCCAUGUCUUUGCUGCAGCUCAGACUGCUUAUAGCAACAUGAUGAAGAUGAAAAGUGAUCAGUCUCUAAUCACAAUGGGAAUUAGUGGAUCAGGAAAGACAUAUAACGCUCGGCACAUGCAGAGGUACUUGACAUCAGUAGCCACAUCAGGGAAUGCAGUAUCACUGGGGAUGAAAUUAGAUGCAGCACAGUUGAUGCUAGAAGCAUUUGGCCAUGCUAUUACGAAUCUGAAUAGAUCAGCAACACGAUUUAGUCGUAUUCUGUCACUUCGGUUUGACUUUUCUGGAAUGAUCACAGGUGCUUCAUUGCAGGUAUCUCUUAUUGAGAAGCGUCGAAGUGUACAACGCGGGCCUGGUGAAUACAACUUCAACAUAUUCUACUACUUGAUAGCUGGUUCAACUGGAAAAAUAAGGAAUGAUCUUCAGCUUGACGCUGGAAAGACUCAACAAAAUGCAUUUUUUACUCCACCAGAGAAUGCUAAGGAGAUUGAAUGGGCAAAGAAGGGAUGGUACAGUUUGAGUGGUGGUCUGGAGCAUCUCAAGAUUUCAGCAGAUGAAGCAAAGGCUCUCUGGUCACUCUUGGCUGCUGUUUAUCACCUGGGUUUUUCUGGUGCUGCCAGAGGUCCUGGUGCUCAAGAUCGUGGUCGUUUUAUUGAUCCUACAGCUGCUCAGAGAGCAGCCAGUUUGCUUGGUGUGACACAAGAUGAGCUGAAACAUGCCAUGUUUGCCCUUCCUGGAGGCAUAAGGAGAGCAGCAUUUUUCCAUGGAACAACAGAGUCACCAUCUCCCCCAGGCACUCCUACUAGUACACAGAGCUCUCAGAGCUAUUUGUUGCAAGCUCCUUCUGCAGAAGCUGCACUAGAGGCGUUUGCAAUGGGACUAUAUGAGCAGGCUUUCUCAUCAUUAGUCUCACUCAUCAACAGGUGUCUUCAUUCUAGUGCUCAUCAUGUAUCAACGAUCAACAUUGUUGAUAUGCCUGGAUUUCAGAAUCCAAGUCUUGCUUUUCGGAAUAGUGGAGCCAGCUUUGAUGACUUGUUGCACAAUUAUGCACAAGAACGACUUCAAAUGACAUUUUAUAACACUGUCUUUGUCACUGAACAAGACAGAUAUGCUCAGGAGAAUGUUGCUGUUAACUUCACAGCAGUACCUCAGAGCCCACUUUCAAUCAUCAGCUUUAUUGAUCGAAUGGGAACGCAAUCGUCAAUGCGUUCAUCAGGAGAAUUUCGUAGCUCCGAUUCUAAGGGCCUUUUACACAUUCUUGAUGAAGAAUCUAUCUUUCCAGGAGCCACAACAAGUAGUUUUUUGGAACGCCUUCAGUUUCAUGCUCGUAGUGAUGACCCUUUGAGAGGCAAACCAUUGGUUCAGGUGUUUCCUGAAUUGAAUUCUUUUGUCUUGAAUCAUUGUCAGAAGACACUACCAAUACUGUACAAAGCCGAUAAUUGGCUUCGAUGGGCAAGGGAACAUCCAGCUACAAGGGCGGCAAUUACCAUGACAACAGAAUCAGUCAAAGGUCCCAUUGCUGCUCUUACUGCUGCUGGUCGAAAUCGUCAAGGCAGUAUUGCUUCAAGGCAAAGGACUUUGACUGGAGAUAGCUUGGCUUUGUUUAAGCAACGUACUCUUCAGCGAGGAGUGGGAGGGGCAGGUGUAAAGAGGCAUUCAGUCUCUCUUCAAACUAAGCUAAAAUUGGAUGUUUUGAUGGAUAUUCUGCGCAGAUCACAACAAACUUUUGUUCACUGUUUCUUACCUCGAAAUAUAACUGGAAUGGCGUCAAGAUCUACAGAGUCAUCUCCACGAAGAGUUCGGUCAACAGAUUCUGUAAUGGAUAUUCCUUUUGUGAGAAACCAAAUGAGAAGAGUAGAACUGUUAAAUGCAUUAAGGAUCUACCGACAAGGAUUUCCUGAGCACAUGGUGUUUGGUGAUUUUGUGAAGCAUUUCGAUUUGCUUGUGGCAGUUGAGGACAGAGUAGCCGAUACAGCAGCAAAUAUAAAAGAGUCUGUAGAGAAACUACUUGGUAAAGUAGAUGUUGAAAAGAGCUGUUACAGAAUUGGUGAGACACGGGUAUUCUUUAGGGCUGGCACUGUGGCAUCGUUAGAAAACAGGAAAGAGCAAAGCUCAGAGUCUCGUCUUGUAGGCUUUCAGGCCCACUGUCGUGGCUACCUGGCUCGUAGAAUAGUGAAAAAGAAUCAGGGUCAACAUGUUGCUAUCAGAUGUGUGCAGAAGAAUGUUAGGAAGUACCUUGUGUACCAGAAGUGGUCAUGGUGGAAACUCUACACUAAAAUUAUUCCUUUGUUGGAUGUUCACAGAACUGAGGAAGAGCUAAAGGACUUGUCUGUUGAAGUAGAAAAACUUAGAGGAAAAGUUGCACACUUAGAACAAGAAAAUGCAGUAAUCAAGGAGAACGAAAGCAGUCUAACUGAAGAGGUGCAACGCUUGUCCUCUGAGCUUGCUGAGGAACAUGCAUCUGCUGUGAAUGCACAUGAGGUACUGGAAACAGAACAAAUGGAAAAGCUGCGUUUAGAACAGGCACUUGGUGACUUGCAAGAAAAGCAUGGGCGGUUACAGAGGCUGUAUGAUCAAUUGGAAAUGGAGGUGGAAGACAUUCGUGUGCUUGGACAUAAGCAGUUUGGUUCUGACAGUGAUGAAGAUGCAGCUGAAGCUAGUGACUUGUAUUAUCAAAAAUACCAACGUGCUCGUCGUGAGCUUGAAAUGGCCAGAAAGCGUUGGCAAAUGGAGACUGAGGAUGAGAUAGAAGGGUUAGCACAAGCAAAGAAGACAGCUGAGAGAAAACUAACUGAGGCUCUAGCUGAAGUUGAAGAGGUGAAUAAUCAGUUGGCAACCAUGAGGAGAAAGGCAAACAGACUGGACUCGGAGUUAGCCGAUGUGCAGCUUCAUUUAGAGAGUGAGCUGGACCGUAAUGCUGAACUAGAAAAGAAGCAGAAAAGGUUUGAUCAUGAACUGGCAGCUGCUCUUAAUCAAUUAGAAAGGGAAAGGGCAGAAGGCGAGAAAGCUACUAGAAGUAAAGAAAAAGAAGAGGCAGAGAAGUAUUCCUUACAGCGCAAACUGGAGGAAAAGGAAGGGGAGUUAUCAAUAGCUGAAAGAAAACUGCAUCGUGUGCAGGAGGAACUUUCAGAGGUGUCACAACAAGGCAGCAAGGAAGAGAAAGAGGUCACAGCUCUAAAGCAAUCAAAACGAGAUAUUGAACAGAAAUUGGAGGAUCAAGAAGAAGAGCUGGAUGAUAUGGCAGCUCGUACUCAGCAGCUUGAAUCAGCAAAGUUGCGCCUGGAAAUUGAGAACCAAAGACUGGAACAACAGCUUAAGAAAAGUGUGGAAGCAAAAGAGGAAGAACACGAUCGCCAAGUAAAUCAGUUGCACAAAAAGGUCAAGUCAUUAGAAGAACAGCUUGACCGUGAAUAUGAAGAGAAAUCUGCAGCACAACGAAUGAAACGGGACGUGGAGUAUCAGUUAGCUGAGGCUAAAGAGCAAGCACAACGAAGAGAUCCUGAAGCAGAACGUCGUCUGCGGAAAGCUCUACAAAAGACAAAGGCACUUCUGCAUGACACUCAAGAAAUGCUUCAGCUUGAGCAAACCAAACACUCUGCUGGCGGGCGAUCUAGUGUCAGAUCUUUAAGAAAUGAGCUUGAUGAAAUGCGAGAUCAACUAGAGCAAUCAACAAGAGCUAAACGUAAGUUUGAAGUGGAACUGGAAGACAAACAGCAACUCUUGACAGAAGUAACAAGAGACAGGGAGAUGGCAGAGCAACGUGUAAGUGAAUUGAAUCGCCAGAAGGUUGAACUGGAAAGCAAGUUAGAAGAUGAUCAGGAAGAUUUGAAUGAGAUAGUUACCAAGCACAAGAACACUUUGCAACAGCUGACUGCUGCUCAGACUCAGCAUGCUGAAGCAGAAAUAUUGAACUCACAGCUAAGCAAUAAGAAUUUGUCAUUGAAAAAUGAAGUUGAGGAGCUGACUCAACAACUUGAGAGUCUUCAACGCAGUGCAGUCAGUCAAGGAAAGGCAUCUGCCAUGGAGUUUAAAGUGAGAGAAGUUGAGGAAAAGUUGGAAAUGGAGCAGGCAGCUCGACAUAGACAAGAUAACUAUAUACGACGCUUGAAGGAUAAUUUAAAACGAUUAGGUGAAGAAAAAGAAGAACUGCAACGUGGUGAUGGUACUGUGGCAGAGUCACUACGACGGUCUCAUAGACAGAUCAGAGAAUUAAAGGAUGAGCUCAUGGAGAAGGAGAAAAAAGAACAAGAAAUUAGCAGAAAGAACAGGCAGUUGGAGUCAGAUCGAGAGAUGAUGGAGUCUAAUCUGUCUUCUGUACAAAAAGAAUUAGAAAGAGCAAAUAAGCGUAUUCAGGAUCUACGAGGAGCUCUUCAAGACUUCAGUGACCAAAGUGAUUUAGAGGCCGACCCACUAGAUGGUUUAGACGAUAGUGCAUCAUCAGAUGGUGAGGAAGGUGGUCACUGGGCUUCCAGUCAUGGUGAUCGGACAUUUAAACAUCGAUAUUCGUACAAGGAUGGUGUGGGUAAGAAGAGCACUCUGUCUACCAGGCGAAUUGCUGAUGUUGAUGAUUUUGAGAAUGUGACACCGAACACACUUCAGAAAUGGCGUGUAGAAAGAGAAACUGGUGAUGAUGACAAUGGUGACUUGUUUGCUGGUCAAAAGCGAGAAGAUGGAGAUGACCUGUGGUAUAGUAGUAGUUCACCAUCUUCUACUGGUGCUGUGGGCUAUAGAAACAGGAGAUAUCAGAAUCGUGUGGGUGAUGGUCUAGAUAGUCCACUAUCAAAGACCGGUAUGUCACAUAGACUACGAGACGGUGAUAAUGAAAGAGAAUGGUUUGAAGAUUCCAGCCCUCCAGUUUCUCCUAAACCAACAUUUCUAUAGUUCGUGUGUACCAAUACUAAACUUAUCUGUACCAACCCAGCAAUUGCUUGCUAGCAGAAGUUAAACCAUGUUGUGUUCUCUUUUUGUACCAAAGCCAACAGUUUUGUUGCUGUGAUUACAGUUUGUUGAUGCACCUUUAUUUCUGUGCAUUAUGCAACUGUUAUAAUUAUAGAUACAGUAUA
Molecule: messenger RNA, 6492 nt
Organism: Corticium candelabrum
Lineage: Eukaryota; Metazoa; Porifera; Homoscleromorpha; Homosclerophorida; Plakinidae
Product: unconventional myosin-XVIIIa-like
Exons: 41
Coding region: 20-6310 (2096 amino acids)
Biological process (GO): actomyosin structure organization
Cellular component (GO): myosin II complex; myosin filament; cytoplasm
Molecular function (GO): actin filament binding; cytoskeletal motor activity; ATP binding
Source: RefSeq, a predicted model, not a curated record